CCCGGGCCCUGGGUUCCGGCCGCGUCGGGGCCCCGGCCUGGGUUGCUGGGAGCCCGGGCCCUGGGUUCCGGCCGCGUCGGGGCCCGGGCCUGGGUGCUGGGAGCCGGGUCUCGGCGCCGGGAGCGCUCGGUCGCCCGCAGCCGCCCGGUUCGGCGGACCCGGCCCGGCCCGGUAUGGACCGCGAGACGCGCCUCUUCGCCGAGAGCCACUUCCGAGGCCUCGGGGGCCGCGUGCCCGGCGGGGCCUGGCCGGCGCCGCGCCGCGUGGACUUCAUCGAGGAGCCGGGCGCCCUCUCGUACGCCGACUUCGUCCGGCGCUACCUGCUGCCCAACCGGCCGUGCGUGUUCUCCAGCGCCUUCACCGCGGGCUGGGGCUGCCGCCGGCGCUGGGUGACGCCCGGCGGCACGCCCGACUGGGACCACCUGCUCCGGACCUACGGAGACGUGGUGGUGCCCGUGGCCAAUUGCGGGGUCCGGGAGUAUAACUCGAACCCCAAAGAACGCAUGGCCCUCAGAGACUACAUCAGCUACUGGAGAGAAUACAUCGAGGGCGGCUACUCGUCCCCCAGGGGAUGUCUCUACCUCAAAGACUGGCACCUGUGCAGGGACUCCUCAGCCGAGGAUGUGUUCACCCUGCCUGUGUACUUUUCGUCUGACUGGCUGAACGAGUACUGGGACACUCUGGACGUGGAUGACUACCGCUUCAUCUACAUGGGACCCACUGGCAGUUGGUCGCCGUUCCACGCUGACAUCUUCCGCUCCUUUAGCUGGUCUGUCAACAUCUGUGGGAGGAAAAAGUGGAUCUUCUUCCCACCGGGGCAAGAAGAGGCCCUGCGGGAUUGCCACGGUGGCCUGCCCUACGAUGUCACCUCUCCCACGCUCCUCGACAACCGCCUGUACCCUAGACGUGAGCACUGUAGCCCCCCGCUGGAAGUCACGCAGGAGGCGGGUGAGAUGGUGUUUGUGCCCAGUGGCUGGCACCACCAAGUCCACAACCUGGACAACACAAUCUCCAUUAAUCACAACUGGGUCAAUGGCUGCAACCUGGGCCACAUGUGGCACUUCCUGCAGCAGGAACUCCGUGCUGUACAGCAGGAAGUCAUCGAGUGGAAGGAGAGCAUGCCCGACUGGCACCACCACUGCCAGGUCAUUAUGAGGUCCUGUUCUGGGAUCAAUUUUGAAGAGUUUUACCACUUCCUCAAGGUCAUUGCCGAAAGGAGGCUCAACAGCCUAACCAAGGGGAUGGACCCUGGCGAGUCUGAGCACAGCGAGAACCCUGGGGUGGGCCUCCAGCAAGCUGCUUUCGACAUCAGUCGCAUUGCUGACGUCCUGGCUUCUGUGGUGACCCACCCCGACUUCCAGAGAGUAGAUACCAGCGCAUUCUCACCACAGCCAGAGCAGCUUCUGCAGCAGCUGGAACAGGCUGUGGCCAGCACCGCAUCCCUAUAGUGACUGCCGUGGGGACCGGAGAUCGCGUUUGGGGGCAACAGUGUGGAUGGCCGUACGGGGCUCUGCUCUUGAGCCCCACCCUCCCUGGCGGUGCAGAACAGAGCACCUCUCUGCUGUGCCUUUUGCCUUGGCAUCCCAGGUACGACUCAUGCAUACAAUAAUUCAGACUCUUCUGGCCAUCCAUCUGUGUCCCUGUGUCCCAGUGCCUGUUUGGGGUACAGAUUCAUGUUGAUGGUGUGUUGAGUGCGCGUUGAAUCGUGGUAAGUUGGCCCUGCUGCAGGGAGACCUCUUACCAGGACUCAGGAGUGGGGGCGCAUGCACCCCGGGUUUUCCUGGCAUUGUAGGUGUGCUGGAGAGCCUCUCAUGGGAUAGCAUCAGCUCUCAAAGAGCCAUACCCGUCUAUCACCCUAAACUCUGUUUUUAGUUGUUGGUGUUGUUGUUGGGUUUGGUUUUGGGCCACCCAGUGGUGCUCAGGGCUGACUCCUGUCUCUGCACUCAGGGAUCACCCCUAGUGGGCUUAGGGGACCAUAUGGAAUACCAGGGAUAGAAUCCAGGUUGGCUGUGUGCAAGGCAACUACUCUGUCCACUGUACAACCGCUUUGGCCCCAGUAACCUUAAACCCUGAGUCACGUACCUUUUCCUCAGAUCAGAAAUAAACAAGAAAGGAAAUGUUGUGCAGGUUUCUGAGAGCUUUAAAACCAGGGUAUCAGACAUAUAACAGUUUCUUUGGGGGAACUGGGGAGAAAAGUCUCGGUAGUUUGUCCAUUUGCUCAGAGUCUGCUUUUGCUUUUUCCUUUCUGCAUUGUUUAUAAUUUGUCUUUUUUUCUCCUCUCCGAUUUCCCACACUUAAAAUGAGUAGAAUGAGUCUGGUUUUCAAAACUACUAUUUCCUAAUUGUUUUCUGAACAAAGGAAACUUUAUUAGGCUUGAAGACAUAGCAUAUCAGGUUGGGCACUUGCCUUGCACAUGAGAACUUGGUUUCAUUCCCCAGUACUUUGAAUGGUCCCCCAAUCCCCACCAGGAAUGAUCUGAGUGCAAUGCCAGGAGUCAGCCCUGAGCAUCGCCAGAUGUCGUCUCAGAACUAGCAAAGAAAUGCUAUUUCUUCCUCUGACGAUGUAGAAUGGCUGCCACUGUUCUGGCAGGACCUGUCGUUGGAAGUUGCUUCUGAAAGACUGAGCUUGUUGUUCUGCUGGUGCAAAUAUCACCAGCCUCUAACCGGGUGUCCUGAGAGCUGUCCCUGCUUCUGUCCUAGCCAUGACAGGAGGGGCUGAUCCUACCCUCCACUCUCUUUCCCAUUUGUCUUUGCAAUGAUGGGGUUCCAUACUGAGUCACACAGUCUCGGUCAUGCUUUUCACUGCAGGCUGCAUGCUAUUGUGGCACCAGGAAUCCCAGGUGUUUGGGACUCGUAAUGUGGAGAGGUGCCGGAGACCUGACUUGUGCUCGUGUCUCUCUGGCAGCCGCGUGGCCACGGAGCCGUCUCUAUGCCUCAGGAAUUCUUACCAGAUGAGAGUCUGGAUCCCGCUAAGAAGUGCAGCUCUGGGUUCUAAGGGGAGACGGCAGAUCACGUACAGGUUUACAGUACAGUGUACUGUGUCCACUGCUUGAGGUUGGCUUGUCCUUUGGUUUCAGGGGCUGGCAGGUGAGCCAAUGCUGUGCCCACCCCCAAGGGUGAUGCAUGGUGGCUGAGCUGGGGCAAAGGCAGGACAAGGACUGACUCCAUUGUUCCUACCGUGACUUUGAAUCCGUAAUGCCAACACCCAUAGAGCAGGAGGUUGCUCCCUCAGAGAGGUACCGACCCACCCUCUGUGCUGCAGCCCCCAUCAGCUUCCCGCAGUGGUCACACGAAUCCCCACGAGCAGAAUCAGACACGUUCUCCCUGGUGGUGUGGGCAACAGCCUGGCCCCUCACCUCUGCCCAUUCCCGCCCCUGGCCCACUGAGCUGUGUUGAGAACAGGCUGGCACCAUCCUCAAGUGCAGUGUUCUCGCACCGAGGCUCCUCUCACCUUCCUCAUGACAAGUACAGCCUCUCCCCUGGUCCACUCUCGUGGUGGUCAUGGGGACCUCUGCUGUGAGCCGGACGAGUAUGUCCCAAUGGCUUCCCACCAAAGCAUUAAGCACUACCCCAGGUCCUGCACUUCACUUCCCCUCCUCCUCUCUAGCUUCUUCCCGCAGACAGUGUGCGCCCUCAUCUAUCCAUGCAAAUUUGUCAAUGGGCUCCCUGUCCCACUCUCCCAGAGCCCUGCUCUCUUUCUCUCUAGCUCUCUUUCCUCCCUGCGAGUUCACAAAAUAAUGUGGGGGUGGGCUGCUGCAAUGACAAUAACGCAUGGAGCCUCCUCAGCAGGCAGAGUCCACAGCUUGAUGGUGAAAAUGGCCCUUUUAGUGCAGAGCUGCUCGCAUACUUAUAGAACACCUGAGGGGGGUUGAGGUAAGGACAUAGCUGUGAUUGACAUUUACAUAGAUAAAACAUCUGGAAAUUCACAUAGAUCAUUUACAUAGAUAAAGCUAGGAAAUUCUCUUGUGAGAUUAACUCAAGGAGACACUCUCCCUGGGACAUCUACAUUGCUUUUAUCUUUUGUUGUAUAAGUUGUAUUAGUUAUCAAUACUUGCAGUUGUUUGGAUAAACACAGUAAGAGACAAAGAUCCCAACAUUUAGUUCUCUGGGCUUUGAGAAGGGCAAGACUUUUAACAGUUCUCUGGGCUCUGAGAGCAAGCAAGGCUUUUACUGUAAAUCCUGGACUAGGUCCUCAGGCCAGUUCAGCUUGUCCUUCCCCAUGGGGGUCCUGUCUCUUAAGUUAUAACAGUUUGCAUCAGUGCAUUUAUGCUUUCUAGACUGUCCCAGAGUCAGUCAACUCCCAAAUAAAAGGAGCAUAUUAUUAAUGGUCUUUGUGUGUUUAACCAAAGAACAUUGCUCUAUAGUAAAAUAUGAAAAGGCUAUAGGGGAAAUAGAAAAGCAGGUAUCAAUACACAGCACUUCAAAUACAAAGCACAGAAUUACCAGAAAGUUUUGGCUUAUAAGUAAUCAAGACGGACUUGGGGAACUGUGGCAGUGAGAGAUAAAAUACAAAGGAAAGGUUAAAGAUAAACUUGAACUAAAUCAGGGAUGCUAGCAAGGGCACAUAAGCUUCUCUGGGAGAGGAAAAGGGGCAAUUCACUGAUAAAGCUUAAGGUUGAUAUCCAACACUUCCCUUGCGUUUACUUUCCUUGUUUACCCAUCUGUUCUGCUACCAUGCAGGAGUCCCUUUCUUCUCUAGCAGCUCUCCUUGUUGACUUGGAUGGACCGAGUGGGAGGCCUUAGAAGGGGCCAAGAUCUUCCUGAAAGGCGCUUGGGGUGUCCCUUCUCCUGUGCUCUAGCCCGCCCCCUGGUGGUCAAUACUCUCCUGCACUCCUCACCUUAAAGUCAAGACUUGCCACCAGUUUCAGAUUUUACAGCUGGGAAAAGUAAGACCAUGUGAACGGAAGAUCAUGUGGUUCAUGAUCAGGUGGGGUUCGGUCCACCACAGUACCGGUGCCUGUAAUCUGUAAAGUGGCUCCUCACAGGCCAGUGGCUGCCAGCACAGCUUGGGAUCCUGACAUGUUUCUGCUCUGAAGUCUGACCUCCUGCAGCAGAGACCCACAGAUUCCUGCCUGGGGCAGGAAGAAGGUGGCCACGUGGGUCGACCAGAAUGGAGGGAUAGGUACCAGAGGGGUCGGCUCAGUACAGUCAAUCAUGUUUCCGGUGGGAACUAGUUCAGAGUAGGGAUGGGUGAGGUGCAGUGCUGAGGAACCCCACAGGGCAGCAGACCUCAACUUGGGAAGUUCUGAGGACAGGGGUGGGCUGCAUGGCAGGGAAGACGCGUAGAGCCACUUACGUGUGUGCUUAGGAGGGCUGCAUAGUUGGUUAUGGUUAAGCAUAAGUUGCACUUGACAUCUUUCUUUUGGAAAUAUAAUUAUUACUGCCCUUGGGGCGACCAGGUCCCGUAGAGACCUGGGGACCUGGUUGUCAUCCCAGACACUUCAUUUGGGUCCCUGAGCAUUGCUGGGUACGGAAAGAAAAAAUCAGUUCUGCUUCAGUCCCAUGGUGAUAUCAGGGUCUACUCACAGAGAACUGUCCCUCCAGCAGGGAGCACUGUCUUCCCUGCACCUGGGCUGGCCAGUGUGCUAUCUCCAAACUUCCCAGGGAAGCCCGGGUCUCAGGGUCCCACAGAAACCAGGGAUACCUGUCACCCAGCCGGAUACCACAUCCUUUUUUGCUUGAAAAAAUCAUUGAAAAAAAAAAUUCAUGAAGGUUGUUUGACUGGAAUCGCUAUUUGCUUCCUUUGCUUCCUUUCACAAGAAAAUUUGUGAUUAGAUUAUUGGGGUCUCUGGUAAAGAAACGUUUUGUUUCACAUAUUCCUCUAGUUAAAUAUAAAGACAUUGCUCAAAUUGUCAAAUGCAUGGUUUUGUACUGCCUGUUUGCAUAAAUGCUUGUCAAUUGAAUAAAAAGUCAUUUCUGUAAA
Messenger RNA from Sorex araneus (European shrew), 5922 nucleotides. It is a transcript of the gene JMJD4, whose product is annotated as jumonji domain containing 4. Gene Ontology annotation, molecular function: histone H4R3 demethylase activity; sequence-specific DNA binding. Gene Ontology annotation, cellular component: cytoplasm; nucleus. NCBI's taxonomy places the organism in Eukaryota, Metazoa, Chordata, Mammalia, Eulipotyphla, Soricidae. The transcript has 6 exons. Gene Ontology annotation, biological process: positive regulation of translational termination; negative regulation of gene expression; protein hydroxylation. The coding region runs from base 174 to 1448 and encodes 424 amino acids. The record is from RefSeq and is a predicted model, not a curated record.